CAGUCUGCAGGAAUCAGACUCAGCUCUGUACUUUCCAAGCAAAAUCAGGAUUACUGCACCCCGGCUGAAGAAAGAAUCUAAAAACAUGCUGUUACAGCUCGCAGCCCUUUUAAUUUUAGGGGCAUGGGGUCUCGCAGAUGUGCCUGAGCUGGGAGAUGUUUGCACAGAGGGGAGCUGUUAUCCUGCCACAGGAGAUCUUCUCAUUGGAAGAGCACACCAACUCUCGGCCACCUCCACAUGCGGACACCAGAAACCUGAGCCUUUUUGUAUCGUCAGUCAUUUGCAGGAAGAGAAGAAGUGCUUUGUGUGCGAUUCCAGGGGAACCUACGAUGAAAGCACGCACCAAGUAACCAGCCACAGAAUCGAAAAUGUCGUGACUACGUUCGCCCCGAACCGCCUCAAGACUUGGUGGCAGUCAGAAAAUGGCCUGGAGAACGUCACAAUCCAGUUGAACCUGGAGGCAGAGUUCCACUUCACCCACCUCAUCAUGACCUUUAGAACAUUCAGACCUGCUGCUAUGGUGAUCGAACGGUCGUCAGACUUCGGGAAGACUUGGCAAGUGUACCGUUACUUCGCCUAUGACUGUGAGACCUCCUUCCCCUUCGUCUCUCAAGGACCCAUGACCAAAGUGGACGAUGUUAUCUGCGAUUCCCGCUACUCCGACAUUGAACCCUCAACUGAGGGUGAGGCCAUCUUUAGGGUUUUGGAUCCAGCCUUCAGGAUUGAUGAUCCCUACAGCCCCAGAAUUCAAAACAUGUUAAAGAUCACUAAUCUGAGGGUGAAGUUCACUAAGCUGCAUACUCUCGGGGACAAUCUUCUGGACUCACGUAUAGAGAUCAAGGAGAAGUACUACUAUGCGAUUUAUGACAUGGUGGUGAGAGGAAACUGUUUUUGCUAUGGUCACGCAUCCGAAUGCGCCCCCAUUGAUGGAGCUGGAGAGGUCAUGGAUGGCAUGGUCCAUGGCCAUUGUAUGUGUAAUCAUAACACCAUGGGGCUGAACUGUGAGCGCUGUCAGGACUUUUACCAUGACCUGCCCUGGAGACCCGCGGAGGGACGCAACACCAACGCCUGUAAAAAGUGUAACUGCAAUCAUCACUCUGAUUCCUGUCAUUUCGACAUGGCCGUGUAUCGGGCCUCGGGUAACGUGAGCGGCGGCGUGUGCGACGACUGCAAACACAACACCAUGGGUCACAAGUGUGAGCAGUGUAAGCCCUUCUUCUACCAGCAUCCGGAGAAAGACAUCCGCGACCCCAACAUCUGCGAGUCCUGUAACUGUGAUCCGGUCGGCUCUCUCGACGGUGGAGUGUGUGAUCCGCUGACAGACGUGUCUCUUGGGCUGAUCGCGGGUCAGUGUCGCUGUAAGCCUAAUGUGGAGGGUGAGCGCUGUGACCAGUGCAAACAGGGCCAUUACGGACUCAGCGACGACCCUCUGGGAUGCCAGCCAUGCACAUGCAAUGCUUUGGGGACGGUUCCAGGUGGAAGUCCAUGUGAUACAGACUCAGGAAACUGCUACUGUAAACGUCUGGUUACCGGAAGGAACUGUGACCAGUGUCUGCCUCAGCACUGGGGUCUCAGUAACGACAUGGAUGGCUGCAGACCAUGUGACUGUGAUCAUGGUGGUGCAAUCAACAACAAUUGCUCUGCAGAAACGGGUCAGUGUCAGUGUCGCGAGCACAUGUUUGGCAGACGCUGCGACCAGGUGGAAUCUGGUUUUUACUUCAUCGCUCUGGACCACUACACUUAUGAAGCUGAGGACGCCAAGUUUGGACCUGGUGUGACGGUUGUCCCGAGACCCCAGCCUCAGGACAGAUCCCCUACUUGGACUGGCAUUGGCUUUGUGAACGUUCCUGAAGGUGCCUAUCUUGAGUUCAGCAUCGACAACAUCCCCUACUCUAUGGAGUAUGACAUUAUCAUCCGAUAUGAGCCUCAGCUGCCAGAGCAGUGGGAGGAAGUGUUGAUGACUGUCAUCAGGCCUCGCGUCAUUACCGCCGACAGCCGCUGUGCAAACACAAUGCCUGACGAUGACAACCAGGUGGUGUCUCUGCAUCCCGGAUCCAGGUAUGUGGUGCUGUCUAGGCCUGUGUGUUUUGAAGAGGGCUUGAACUACACCGUGCGCUUGAGUCUGUCUCGCUACUCGGCUCUCAGCGAUGUGCAGUCACCAUACACGCUCAUCGACUCGAUCGUCGUCAUGCCACACUGCAAAAACCUGGAUAUUUUCUCUGGCUCUGGGUCAGAGGGUGGAGACAUGGUGACCAACAGUGCCUGGGAAACCUUCCAGCGCUACCGCUGUUUGGAGAACAGCCAAGCAGUGGUGAAAACCCCCAUGACUGAUAUCUGCAGGAAUUACAUCUUCAGUGUGUCGGCUUUUCUGCACCAGGGAGUUAAAGCCUGUCAGUGUGACCCGCAGGGGUCUCUCAGCACGGUUUGUGACCCGAGUGGUGGCCAGUGCCAGUGUCGGCGCAACGUGGUUGGCAGGAACUGCGACAAAUGCGCCCCAGCGACCUUCCUUUUUGGGCCGCAAGGCUGCAGGCCAUGUGAUUGCAGUCCUGAGGGGUCUGUCCACUCCUUCUGCCACGAGGCCAGCGGUCAGUGCGAGUGUAUUCCCGGAGCGUAUGGGCGGCAGUGCGACCGCUGUCUGCCGGGAUACUGGGGAUUCCCUAACUGUCGCCCCUGCACUUGCAAUGGCCACGCUGAGCAGUGCGACCUGCUCACGGGACAGUGUCUGUCCUGCAGGGACCACACCACUGGACACCACUGCGAGAGGUGUUUGAAUGGCUACUAUGGUGACCCCGUCCUGGGCUCUGGAGACCACUGCCGCCCCUGCAUGUGUCCGGACGGUCCCGGCAGCGGAAGACAGUUCUCCGGCGCGUGUUAUAAGAGCCUCGACUCCAACCAGGUGUUCUGCGUCUGCAACCAGGGAUAUAAAGGUGCCAGGUGUGAAGAAUGCGCCCCUGGUUAUUACGGAAACCCACAUGAGGUGGGCGGAGAAUGCCGGUCCUGUCAGUGCAACAACAACAUCGACAUGACGGACCCGGAGUCCUGUGACGCCCGAUUGGGCGCUUGUCUCAAAUGCCUGUACCACACCGAGGGCGAGAGCUGCAACCGCUGCAAGCUCGGUUAUCACGGCAAUGCACUGACCCAGAGCUGCAGAACAUGUGAUUGUGACCCAAGAGGCAUCGCGGAGCAGCAGUGCAACAAGGUCACAGGUCACUGCGUUUGCGUGGAAGGUGUUUCCGGGCCUCGAUGUGACACAUGCGCUCGAGGCUACACGGGCGAGUUCCCACACUGCGAGCGCUGCCACCAGUGCUUCGCCGAAUGGGAUGUAAUUGUGGGCGACCUCACCAACCAGACCCACAGACUGGUCCAGAAAGUCAAUACCAUCAAAGCCACCGGCAUUACGGGACCCUACCAGGCCACCAUCAAUAAUGUCGAAAGCAGCGCCAACUCGAUCCGCAACAUCCUGGCCCAGAAUCCAGCCACUCAGCCUCUAACGGAGAUCCAAGGACUUCUCGAACAAGCAACUGCCUUGAUGGCUGAAAUGAACACCAACCUUAACCUGACAGAGGAGACCUUGUCCGAGAUCUCAUCCGACAACAACAGCACGGACACCAAACUGAAGUCCCUCAAAGAAGCAGCUCAGAAACUGGAACAGACGGUGAAGGACCUUCAGAAGCAGGUGGAGUUUGUGAAGAAUUCAGACAUUCGAGGGGCCAGAGCCAGCGUGACUCGAUACUAUGAGCAGUCCCAGAUGGCAGAGAUCCGUGCGAAUGCCUCCACCAUUGACCCAGACAACCUGGUCAAUCAGUCUGCCACCCUGCGGACAGAAACGGAGGACUUGAUGAACCAGACCAAAGAAGAGUUCAUUCAACGGCAGAAUGAGUUUGCGAAGAAACUGGACAACCUCGCUGGACAGCUGGAGACUCUGGACCUGACUGAUCUUAGCGAGAAGACAUGUGGCAGUCCAGCUGGCUCAGAGAACUGUGCCGACUCUCCCUGCGGAGGCCUGAGCUGUGUGGAUGGGGAAGGAAACAGGAAGUGUGGAGGAGAGGGAUGUGAUAGCCUCGCCACGCUGGCCCACAAUGCCUGGCAGAAAGCCAAGGACUUUGACCUGGAGAUUAUCAGCGCUAUGGAGGAAGUGGACAAGCUCUCCAAAAUGGUGUCAGAGGCAAAGGUAAAAGCAGAUGAAGCAAAGCUUAAUGCUCAAGAAGUGCUGGCAAAAACCAAUGAGACCAAAAAGCGUGUGGAUGGAAGCAACGAGGAGCUACGCCAACUCAUCAAACAGAUCCGAGACUUCCUCACUCAAGAUGGAGCGGACCUGGAAAGCAUCGAGGCUGUGGCCAAUGAAGUUCUGCAGAUGCAGAUGCCCACCACUCCAGCCCAGCUGCAGAACCUGACCGCAGAGAUCAGGGAGCGCGUGGGCAGCUUGACAGAAGUCGAGGACAUCCUCAACCAGAGUGCCGCUGACAUACUGAGAGCAGAAAGCCUGCUGGAACAAGCCCGCAAGGCCAGGAAGGAGGCGACAGAUGUGAAAGACACAGCUGAGAUGGUGAAGGAGGCCUUGCAGCAGGCUGAGCGCGCCCAGAGUUCAGUAACCGAGGCACUGAAACAGGCCACUGCUGAUAUCAAGGGAACGCAAGACUUGCUGGUCUCGGUGGAGUCUGAGACGUCCGACUCGGAGCUAAAACUGAGUAACGCCACCCGAAGGCUCCUGAAGUUGGAAAGCGAUGUAGUUCUGCUGAAAGAAAAGGCUCUCAACACCUCCACCAGUGUCAACAGCACAGAGAAAGAGGCUGAUAGCAUCAUCGCACUGGCUGAGCAGAUCAAAAAGGAUCUGGAUUCAGAGCUGAAGGACAAGUACAGUAGUGUCGAGGAGCUGAUCACACAGAAGGCCGAAGGAGUGGCAGAGGCCAAGAAAAGAGCAGAGAAACUCCAACAGGAAGCCAAAAAUCUGCUGCUACAGGCCAGCGACAAACUUCAGCUUCUGAAAAAUCUUGAGAAGGGCUAUGAUGAAAAUCAGAAGCUGCUGGAGGACAAGGCCAAUGAGCUUGUGGAUCUGGAGAAGGCUGUGAAAGAACUGCUUCAGGAGAUCAGUCACAAAGUCACCGUCUACAGCACCUGUCUGUUUUAACGCUACUACUGACUGCUUUAGGAAAAUAUAUUAAAUUACCUUCUAUGUGGAAUCCCUGAGAAGGUUUUGUGAGUUUUACAUCUGUUACAGCUACAGUUUUACCCAUACGUUUAUAUUUGAUCACUGUAUGAAAGGGUGUCACACACUUUUAUGAACACAAGAGAAUGUAAUGUGGAUUUUAAAACAUAGCAGACCAAAGAGUGAAUGUAAGAUAUGCCCAACAUAACUAUGAGACUGCAGUUACAUUGACCUCAUUGUUUCAACUUUAGAUUAAAGUUAAAAUAAAAAAUAAAAUAAUAUAAAUGUGAUUUUUUUUGGUUACUGAUAUCUGGACCAACAUGAAAAUUCAAUCAGAAUAAACUCAAGUUAGUAAUACAGUGUGAAACUGUGUCAUUGUUACAGUGUGAAUUUGUCUCAUGUUAAUAAAAUACAAUCUGAGGAAAUCAAUCAACCUGAGGUUUCAUCUUAUCCAGAUAGAAAUAUGUUACCCAUUCUCAAUGGGAAAG
Sinocyclocheilus anshuiensis is the source of this 5634-nucleotide messenger RNA. RefSeq names its product laminin subunit beta-1-like. The record is from RefSeq and is a predicted model, not a curated record. The transcript is spliced from 31 exons. Lineage: Eukaryota; Metazoa; Chordata; Actinopteri; Cypriniformes; Cyprinidae. The coding region runs from base 86 to 5128 and encodes 1680 amino acids. Gene Ontology annotation, cellular component: laminin trimer. Gene Ontology annotation, molecular function: structural constituent of synapse-associated extracellular matrix; integrin binding. Gene Ontology annotation, biological process: axon guidance; animal organ morphogenesis; substrate adhesion-dependent cell spreading.